Molecule: messenger RNA, 3105 nt
Organism: Pedinophyceae sp. YPF-701
Lineage: Eukaryota; Viridiplantae; Chlorophyta; Pedinophyceae
Source: the annotation of a GenBank genome assembly
AUGGUGUUCGGGAGAGGCAAGAAGGCCUCGGAGGAGGCCCGAUGCCUCGUGGACGAGAUCUUCUCUAGUCCCGGGGACCUCGACUGGCGCAAGGUGGAGGCGCUGGUGAAGCACUUGCGCGCUCAGCCCAACCAGGCGGACGACGUGGCGUCCAUACUGAAGAACUUCGUGCGGGACAGGAACCCCGAGUACGUCCUGAUCAGCAUCAUGAUCCUCGACAGCCUCGCGCUGAACGCCCCGCAGGCCAUGAUGCCCGUCCUCGGCCACAAAAAGUGGCGCGACCGUCUCUUCGAGGCCAGCGUCAGGCACGACGACCAGUUCGUGCGGCGCGCCGCGCGCCAGUUCAUCGUGAACCUCGCCCACCACUUCCAGCAAAGCCCCAUCGGCGACACGUACAGCCAGUACCCUGAAUGGUUCAAAGAGGCGCGCCUUGACCCUGCGAGAAUCCCGCGCCCGCGCGAGCCGGAGCCGCUGCGCCCGUUCGAGGGCGCGGUGUCCGGGGCGCCGAUCAUCCGCGGCAUCGACUACAUGGCGGAGGCCCGCGCCGGCGACCAGGCCUCGACGGCAGCGCCGACAACGCCCGCGGCCUCCGCGCACUACGCGCGCGGCUACGACACGCCGUCCGCGGCGGAGAGCGGGCGGCGGCGCGACACUGACGGCGACGACGUGUUCGACAUCCUCGGCGAUGAGGACGACGACAACGACAUCAGCAUGAUGACGACGAACACCGCGGCGCACGAGACCCCGGACGAGUUGGUGUCGAGCUUCGAGCGCGACGUGACGGCGCUGGUGGAAGCCGUGCGCCACGUGGCGUCCGUCCGUGCAGCGCACGCCCGGAACCAGGCCACGCAGGGCGCGCUCACCGCUGCGGUCGUCUCCCGGCGCGACGUCGCGGAGACAUGCCGCAACUGGAACAGCAACUCCUCCCAGCACUACGAGAUGGUGUCCCAGGACGGCGACGCGACGGAGGAGCGCCUCCUGCAGCGCUUCAUCGACUGCGCGUCGCGCUCGAACGCCGCCGUCGACCGCUGGGACCUCCUCGUGGGGCUUUGCUCCAACGACGGCGCGGCGAGCGACCCCGCGUUCAUGUCCACGAUCGCCGCGCUGGCGUCGGUGACCGUGACGACGAUCGAGCAGGACCCCACGCAGGCGCCCGCGGCCGCGGCGCCGCCGCUGUCGGCGCGGGGCGCGGCGGGCGACGCCGCCAGCGCGCAGAUGGCUGCGGCGCGCGCGCUGGAGGAGUACCGCGUGCUGGCGGGGGAGACGGGGCGUCUGCGCGCGGCGCUGCAGGAGGCCGGGCAGCAGUACAGCGCGGCGGAGGAGAAGCACGCGCGGGAGAUCAAGGAGCUGAAGAGUACGGCGUUGCUGCGCGUCAAGGGGCUGAUGGAGGAGAAGGGGGCGCUGGAGCGGCAGCUGGGCGAGGCGGAGGGGCGGCUGGAGGCGCUGGAGGGGGAGCUGACGGAGGCGACGUCGCAGGCGUCGGCGCGCGGGGCGGCGGCGCGGGGCGGCGAGGCGGCGCGUGCGGAGGUGGAGGCGGUGCUGGUGCGCGAGGCGGCGCGGCGGAAGGAGGUCGAGGAGAAGCGCGACCGGAUCGCGAAGGAGCUGGCCCAGGCCAAGGAGAAGAUCGCGCGGUUGGAGAUGGAGGUCGAGGAGAAGGAGGCUGCGAUGGAGAGCGCGAUGGUGCAGCUGCGGUCCGAGAAGGAGGCGAUGCACAGCCAGCUGUCGGUGCUGCGCGCACAGAUGGAAACCAUAGCGCCGAAGCUCGAGAGCGUCGAGGCGCUGGAGCGCGAGGCGGCGGAGUGCAGGUCGGCGGCGGACCGCGCGACCGCCCGGCUCGCGGGCAUGGAGGGGGAGUACAAGCGCGAGACGAUGAUGCGGAAGCAGCUGCACAACCAGCUGCGGGAGCUCAAGGGCAACAUCCGCGUGCUGGCGCGCGUGCGCCCGGUGCUGCCGUUCGACGGGGAGCUCAAGGGGCACGCGUGCGGGCCGCUCGACGAGUACACCGUCGGGAUCCGCGUGCCGCGGGGCGAGGGCGACUUCCAGGAGAGGAAGUACGAGUUCGACCACUGCUUCGACGGCGCGGCGAGUCAGGAGGAGGUGUUUAGCGAGGCCCAGGCGCUGGUGCAGUCGGCGCUGGACGGGUACAACGUCUGCGUGUUCUGCUACGGGCAAACAGGGUCUGGGAAGACGCACACGAUUUUCGGCACGGAGGGCAACCUGGGCAUCCUCCCGCGCGCGAUCGAGGACCUCUUCUCGCGCCCAGGCGUCACGGCGACCGUCACGAUGCUCGAGCUGUACAUGGACAACCUGGUGGACCUCAUGGGCGACCGCCGCAGCGCGCAGGACCUGGGCAAGACGCGCGCCGCGGAGCUCAAGAUCGCGCGCGGGGCCGGCGGGCUCAUCGAGGUGCAGGGCGCGGUGAAGCAGGAGGUCGCGUCCGCGGCGGAGGCGUCGGGGCUGCUCAAGAAGGGCAUUGCGCUGCGCAGCACCGCGUCGACGAAGAAGAACGACCGCUCGUCGCGGAGCCACAUGAUCUUCAGCAUGGUGGUGGAGGCGUACGACCAGGUGCAGGGGACGCGGGCGCGCUCGCGGAUGUCGUUCAUCGACCUCGCGGGGUCGGAGCGCGUGGCCAAGAGCGGGUCGAUCAACGACGAGCAGCGGCUCAAGGAGGCGACCGCGAUCAACAAGUCGCUGUCGGCGCUCGCGGACGUGGUGUCCGCGCUCACGAAGGGCGAGUCGUUCGUGCCGUACCGCAACCACAAGCUGACGCAGCUGAUGUCGGACUCCCUGGGGGGGAGUGCCAAGACGCUCAUGGUGGUCAACCUGUCGCCGCUCGAGGCCGACGCGGGCGAGACGAAGCUCUCGCUGGACUACGCGUCGCGCGUGAAGCUCGUGCGCAACAACGCGUCGCGCUCGUUCGAGACGCGCGAGACGGCGCGGCUGGAGAAGAUCAUCGAUGAGCUGACCAUGGAGCUCGAGAUGUACCGCGGGGCGGACGGGGACCGGCCCGCGGUGUCGGCGUCGCCGUCGAUCAGGCGGAUCGCGGCGUCGUCGUCGCGGCAGGCGAGCUCGCGGACGCUGAUGCGGACGCCGAGCAAGCGCUGA